AUGGAUUUUUUCAUAUCCAAAUGCACCUGCGUCGGGAGUCGACGAAGACCGGUCAUAAAUUGCGACUACUCUGAUAGCGAUUCGAAAUCCGCCUCCGAGAUUGAACUGAAACCAUCCAGUGAACCACACGAAACGAUCAAAAAACCCAAACAGAAGAAUUGUUGGAAAGUCAAAAGGAUCAUUCCGCGAGCUGUGCUUAGAUGGUUCGGACAAGAUGAAGAUAUGAGCAUGACUAAAAUUGAGAAAACAAUAAAAGCAUCGCUGUUGAUUCAAAAAUGGUACAGACGAUAUAUGGCUCGGCUAGAAGUUAGGAGAAGAUACACCUGGACUAUAUUUCAAACGUUAGAGUAUGCUGGAGAGCAAGAUCAAGUUAAGUUAUAUAACUUCUUUAAUGCAUUACUGACACACAUUCCACAAACUGAACGCGAUGUCGACUCAAAUUCCAGCAAUUCGUUAGAAAAUCUAAUUUUGGAUUUCGAUGAAGAAUCUCCCGACGAAGACUACUACGAACCGGAAGAGAAGAAAAAAUUAUUACGCUUUCAAUUGGAAUAUCCUUACACAGAAAAAUCUCUAAUACAAUUGAUAGAAAUUUUCAGAAAACAUCGACAUUAUCGACUUCCGCCAAAAGAUGUGGCUGAUAUAUUGAAGAGGUCGAUAAUCCAUUUAAAAAAGCUUCCAAACGUUAACACAGCCUCUACUGGGAUGACGAAACAACUAACUGUAUGUGGGGAUUUACAUGGAAAAUUUGAUGAUCUGUUAGUUAUUUUACAUAAGAAUGGUCUUCCUUCGGCAGAUAAUCCUUACGUUUUCAAUGGCGAUUUUGUUGAUCGAGGAAAAAGAGGUUUAGAAGUGUUUUUGAUACUUCUGCUGUGUCUUCUUACGAUACCCGGUGGAGUAUACCUUAACAGAGGUAAUCAUGAAGACAUCAUCAUGAAUCAAAGAUAUGGAUUUAUUCGGGAAGUUCAGUCUAAGUACAAAAAAAACCACGAAAAACUACUUAGAUUGAUUGAAGGAGUUUACAGGUACCUCCCACUAGGAACAAUAGUAAAUAACCAAGUACUUAUAGUUCACGGUGGCAUUUCGGACAUCACCGAUUUAGAUACUAUCAAGGCCCUAGACAGGGGGAGGUACAUAUCAUUAUUAAGACCACCGUUGAGUGACAGCAAUGCGCCAGGAGCCGAGGUUAUCGACAAAAUGGAGUGGAAACAGGUGUUCGAUAUUUUGUGGUCGGAUCCGCAGGAAAAUCAGGGAUGCAUCCCGAACAGCCUCAGAGGAGCUGGCACAUACUUCGGACCCGACGUUACGAAGAAUUUCCUAAAGGAAAAUAGUUUGCAAUAUAUUAUUAGAUCCCAUGAAUGCAAGCCAGAGGGAUUUGAAAUUUGCCAUGAUAACUGUGUUAUAACAAUAUUCUCAGCGUCUAAUUACUACGAAGUGGGUUCGAACAACGGAGCCUAUCUAAAACUAAUGGGUGUUGAGUUAGAUACUCAUUUCGUUCAAUACAUGGCAAGUUCAGGCAAACGCAAAUUGAAUUUAUACCAGAGGAUGGGUCUCGUCGAAUCAGGCGCUUGUAAAGAACUGAAGAUGCAAAUCAUGAACAAUAAAUAUAAACUAGACGAAGCAUUCGCAGAGGCCGACCCGGAAAGCACAGGAUAUAUUUCUAUCACUCAGUGGUGCGCUGCUUUGGAAAAUGCGACGGGACUUCAAUUACCUUGGAGAAUGCUCAAAGAUAAAUUAGUAUCAGUCGACCCAGACACGAACAAAGUGAAAUAUCAAACAACUUUCGACGUUAAAAAUGAAAAAUUAAACUCAGUGCAAGGAGCUCAUUCCGUCGUUGAAACUUUAUACAGGAACAAAACUAGCUUAGAAGCGAUUUUCCAUAUUAUCGAUAAGGACAGAUCAGGCUACAUUUCGUUGGAAGAAUUCUCUGAGGCUUGCAAUCUCAUAAAAAGCUUCAUGCCCUGCCCGAUGACCCAGGAGCAACUAAGAGAUAUCUGCAGAUUGAUGGAUUUGAACAAAGACGGGCAAGUAGAUCUCAACGAAUUCCUCGAAUCAUUUCGCAUGGUCGAUCCGGAGAGCAGGCAUAAAUAUUUGAUGGAAUCGCCAGAAGUAGCGCGCGAUAUCCAAAAAAAGGAUAACGAAAAUAGUAUCGUUAAUGGUACGAAACCAGAUGGCGACGCGCUCGUGCCGGAAUAUACUCCUUCAAAACCUGAAGGACAAGAAAAUGCGACGAUGCAUAAAAAUAAUCUGCAAUUGUCACCGGUGUUGAGCAGCAGAAGAGGAUCGCAGAUAUAA
Messenger RNA from Phyllotreta striolata, 2292 nucleotides. NCBI's taxonomy places the organism in Eukaryota, Metazoa, Arthropoda, Insecta, Coleoptera, Chrysomelidae. The record is from the annotation of a GenBank genome assembly.